UAUGUAUAUAUAUAUGUAACGGCGGCUGAAUAUUGAUGGCUAGGGUAACUCGUAGAAUUACUUGUAUAUAAAAUCGCGAUAUUUUCAAAUGCCGCGAUAGUUGAAUGACAAGUUGCGCCUUGUUCUUUGACACAAUGGAGGUUGUUACAAAGUAUAUUAAGACAAAUCUACUCUACUCUUUACUUAUCCUUUGUUUAUAUACAACAUUUAGUAACUUAAUAAGACAUCGAUGAUUUGUAAAGUGAAUUAACAGGUAAUAAGUAAUAUUAAAUAAGAAAAUACCUUUUUUGCUAAAUCUUAUAUCGAUGUGAUUCUCAUAAGAUGAGAAAUUAGUAUUGUAAGACAAAUCUGUAAUUAUAGCACUUUAACAAAAAUAAAUAAAUUUCAUAAUAAACUAAUCUCUAAUUAUAUAUUUAUACUAUGUCCAUCGCUCAAAAUCAACUAUUACAAACCAUACAGCACAGGACAAUGUCAUUACAAUGUUAUAACAAUAUUAAUAAUAUUGCUGCAAUAUUCUGUGUUGAAUAAGAAGUUUGUCGAAUGUAUAUAAAUAUAAUUACUGUAAAAAAUGCUGCUUUUAAAUGUAUCAUUGAUUUUCAAUAACUUUUGAUAUGAAAAGCUCUUGUUUUGCUUCGUUUUUGUUUUUUUUUUUUAUGAGAAUUAUAUCGCAUAGAUAUAUGAAAAAUGACUAGCGGUAAAAUGCAAAAUAUGAGCGCCUGCCAAGAAAUUAUAUCGUCAACUGCAAAGUUGGUGGAUGUUUCCAAAUACAAUUUGCGAUGUAAUCGUAAUGUCAGUGAAAAAAUGACAAAAAAGGACUUUAUUUACGAUAUCCGUACCCCUACACAAACCAUGAAAAAGUUCGAGAUACAGAAACAACCUAUCAUACUACCGAUUCAACUACGACGGAAACAGACCACUAAUUCAAAAAUGCCACAAUACACAGUAAUUUCCGAAAAAUUGGACCGUGGUGAUAGUGGCGAUGCGACCGUUGUUACUGAUCGACGCACUUUAGAAUAUAAAUGUAAUUUUUGUCACGAGCCAAUCGCUACUUUACUUUCUCUAUCAACUCAUGUAAAAUUUCAUUGUCAAAGAUAUUGCAAAAUGUGUUAUUGGAUUCUGCGCGAAAACGAGACGAUGGAACAACACAUCGAUAAUUAUCAUCGAGUUGAGGAAAUUAUAUAUAUAUAAUAAACUUAUA
This is a messenger RNA of Camponotus floridanus (Florida carpenter ant), 1198 nucleotides long. RefSeq lists its product as uncharacterized. The record is from RefSeq and is a predicted model, not a curated record. Lineage: Eukaryota; Metazoa; Arthropoda; Insecta; Hymenoptera; Formicidae. The transcript has 3 exons. Bases 685 to 1188 code for a protein of 167 amino acids.